AUGUCUCUGAGGAGGAAACUGAGUUGCCUGUGGACCUUAGGUCUGUAUCUGGUAACCACUGAAUCUCUCAAAGUCCCGUCUAUCUCAGACCCUCACUUUAUAGACGAGUGCGUCAAGACCCACAACGAAUGGCGCGGCAAAGUCAGCCCCCCUGCGGCCGACAUGAAAUUCAUGAUUUGGGAAGAAGGUUUGGCAAAGAUAGCCAAAGGAUGGGCAGACACAUGCCAAUUUAAACAUAACACCUGUUUACAACUGCCAUUUGAUUGCAGUGAAGAUUAUGAAUUUAUUGGAGAAAAUAUCUGGUUAGGUCUAUUCAAAAUAUUUUCACCAAGGGAUGCUAUUGUUGCUUGGUAUAAUGAAACAGAGCAUUAUGAUUAUGAUACUCUAGCAUGUUCUUAUGUUUGUGGCCAUUACACACAGGUAGUUUGGGCCAGUUCAUAUAAAGUUGGUUGUGCAAUUAAAACUUGCCCUAACCUUGGAGAAGCUUCUACUUCAAUAUUUAUCUGUAACUAUGAACCUGCAGGAAAUUAUCCAAAUAUGCCCCCCUACCAAAAAGGAGCAUCCUGUUCUUUGUGUGACAAAAAAGAGAAAUGUGUAAAGCACCUCUGCCGUGCCUCAGACACCAGCAUUUACUGUGCGGAUGAUAGCUCAUCAGUAAAUGAUGACACAGCCUUUCGUGUCAGAAAUGACUCUGCAUAA
Messenger RNA from Lepus europaeus (European hare), 699 nucleotides. Its product is annotated as GLIPR1-like protein 1. Bases 1 to 699 code for a protein of 232 amino acids. Gene Ontology annotation, cellular component: extracellular region. The record is from RefSeq and is a predicted model, not a curated record. Lineage: Eukaryota; Metazoa; Chordata; Mammalia; Lagomorpha; Leporidae. The transcript has 5 exons.